AUGGUGUUCCUUCUGCCGUUCAAAAACUAUGACAUUGAGAGUUUUCCCAAUGUUCACGUCCCUCUUUCCGAAGCGCCUCCACGUCAUCCAAGUGUAGUAGCUAUGAACGAAAAGAGACGAGCGUCCAAGAGCGGCAGCAUAGGCAGCGGAGAUCCCGAUAAACGAGCCGUCCAUGGUGGAUCUAACAGCGGAUUCACUUUAGAGGAUCUCCGAGAAGAAAUUGAUCUUGACAUUGCCGCCAGUGGACAUGAUUCCUCUUAUGACCGCAAAUCGAAGGUCAUCAACAAAGCUAUCCAGGACAUUGGCAUGGGCAGCUAUCAAUGGCGCCUUUUCGUCCUUUGCGGUUUCGGCUGGUUGGCUGAUAACUUGUGGCUUCAAGGGGUGGCCUUGACUUUGACUUCUCUAAGCCACGAAUUCGGCGUAUCUGCGACACAUGUCCGUUACACCACUCUAUCGCUCUUCUCUGGUCUCUGCUGUGGAGCUGUAUUUUGGGGCACGGCCUCCGAUAUUAUUGGCAGACGUCUUGCUUUCAACAUGACUCUCCUCAUCACAGGAGUAUUCGGUCUAGCUGUCGGGGGCGCCCGUAGCUGGAUUGCAGCUUGCGGUCUAUAUGCUGCGCUUGGUGCCGGAGUUGGCGGAAACCUGCCAGUGGAUGGUGCCCUAUUUCUUGAGUUUCUGCCAUUCUCAAGUGGUAACCUUUUGACCAUGCUCUCUGUUUUCUGGCCGAUUGGUCAACUCAUUGGAUCCUUCUUUGCGUGGGGCUUCAUACCAAAUUAUUCCUGCGCUGAAGACCUCCCAUCUUGCCGGACGGCGGGCCCGGGAGAAGAAUGUUGCACCAUGUCAUCAAAUAUGGGCUGGCGAUACCUCAACCUCACCAUGGGUGCCUUCACAAUGGUCAUGUUCAUCUGCCGGUUCUUCUUCUUCCACCUUUUCGAGUCGCCAAAGUUCCUCCUCAGCCGUGGGCGUCAGCGGGAAGCAGUCGCGGUCGUCCAUGCAAUCGCCUACCAGAAUGGGAAGAAGACCUGGCUUGACGAAGAGAUUUUGAAUGCUAUUGGCGGCCGUCCGGAUGAAGUUACUGAUCUGAAGCUUAGCACAGGAGAAAUCAUCAAACGCCAACUCAGCAAAUUCUCCACACAACGUAUUGCCCCGUUGUUCGGCUCCAAGAAGCUUGGCAUCAACACCGCCCUUCUCUGGUUCUGCUGGGCAACAAUUGGAAUGGGAUAUCCACUCUUCAACGCCUUCCUGCCGCAAUAUCUCACCAAUGUUGAUCCGGAUGCUCCACCGGCGCCAACAUCCGUUGUAUAUCGCAAUUACGCCAUAACAUCCGUGGUAGGUGUUCCAGGCAGCAUCAUUGCUUGCUACACAGUUGACAUCCCAUACAUCGGUCGCAAAGGCACCAUAGCGAUCUCUACCUUACUGACUGGGAUAUUCUUGUUCAUAUUCACGACCAGCACUGAUUCUGAUUUCCAACUUGCCUUCACUUGUCUUGAGGCGUUCUUCCAGAAUAUCAUGUAUGGUGUUCUCUACGCCUAUACUCCCGAAGUUUUCCCUGCACCGAACAGAGGAACAGGGUCCGGCAUCGCCAGUUUCUUGAACAGAAUAGCUGGUCUUUGCGCCCCAAUUGUCGCUAUCAAUGCCGGGGGGGCGGAUCCGAAAGCACCCAUAUAUGCCAGCGGUGGACUUAUACUCGCAGCUUUCGUAGCGAUGUGUUUAUUCCCGAUCGAGACAAGGGGCAAACAAGCACUUUGA
Molecule: messenger RNA, 1749 nt
Organism: Endocarpon pusillum Z07020
Lineage: Eukaryota; Fungi; Ascomycota; Eurotiomycetes; Verrucariales; Verrucariaceae
Exons: 1
Coding region: 1-1749 (582 amino acids)
Biological process (GO): transmembrane transport
Cellular component (GO): membrane
Molecular function (GO): transmembrane transporter activity
Source: RefSeq, a predicted model, not a curated record